UAAAAUAAAAAGUCACCGACAAGCCAGACACAAACGCAGCGAUUUGUCAAUGAUGAAGAAAAAAACGCGAAAAGGAAACGAGGCACAUCACAGUCCUCUUCCGGGAUCCCCUCUGCAACUUCCCACUACUAUUCCUACUAGUUAGUUACAAACUCAGUGAGACAAUAGAUCAAACACCAUAUCAUCAUCACAAUGCCUUCAAAAAAAACCUUCACACUCUCCCUCCUCCUCACUCUCAUUCUCAUCUUCUUCUUCCUCACAACAAACUCCCCUCCCUCUCAAUCCCUCUCCACCACACGUAGAUCCCUCCUCACCACCACUCUCACAUCUUGCAACCCUCAACCCAACGCAAUCCUCAACUACCACUGCAUCUUCCCCCAAACCCCCCUCCUCUCUAUCACCUCCCUCUCCCUCCUCCUCGUCCUCCACUUCUACAUCCUCAUCCAAACCGCACAACACCAUUUCUCAAUCGUAACCACCAAACUCGCCUCUCAUCUCAAUCUCUCCCCUAGCAUGGCCGCCGUUACUCUUCUCGCCCUAGGUAACGGCUCGCCCGAUGUUUUCUCAUCUCUCGCCGCUCUUCGCGCCGGUCAGUAUCGUACCGGCUUCGGCGCGAUUCUCUCCGCCGGAGCUUUUGUAUCGGCUCUUGUAGUCGGCUUCGUCGCGAUCUACGCGGCGCCUUUUUCGGUUGAUCCCGCGCCGUUUGUUAGAGAUGUUUUGUUUUACUUGACUGCUGCGAUGUUUCUGUUUUAUGUUUAUCUUAGUGCGGAGAUUUUUUUGUGGCAAGCGGUUGGAUUUGUGGCGUUCUAUCUGUUCUUUGUUGGUUUUGUGUUUUACAUGGAUUUAGGGAUUGUGAAUCGGAGGGAGAAGAGUUCGGCGGAUCUUGAGGGACAAGUUGAGUCGUGUUACGAUGAGAAAUUACCGGGAUCAGGAGAAAAAGAGAAACACAACGCUUCUGGAUUGAGUGGAUCUUUUCGUUUGAUUUCUAAAGCAUGGGAGCUUCCUGUCUUGACUCUUUUAAGAUUGACAAUCCCUCAACCAGCACCAUCGCAAUGGAGCAGAUUUUAUGCAUCAGCCAAUAUUGCUCUUUGUCCACUCGCCCUCUUGUAUGCAUGCAACUCAUUCAUGCCACUGAAUCAUCCCAUAGUUUUCCUCCUCCCUAAUACUCUUUUCCCUCUCUGGUCCGUAGUGCUCAUGACAAGCUUCUCUCUUGCGUUUCUUCAUUUUGUGUUGGAAAAAGAACCCCCGAAAACAGAACAUUUGCCUGUGGUGGUUGUGGCAUUUGUUAUGAGUGUGUUUUGGAUAUCUACCACAGCUGGAGAGCUGGUGAAUUGCCUUGAAGCUUUAGGCACACUUCUCAAACUGUCACCGGCAUUCCUAGGUCUUACAGUGCUAGCAUGGGGAAAUUCGGUGGGGGAUCUUGUUGCCGAUGUUGCAGUUGCUAAAGCUGGUCAUCCAGCAAUGGCUAUGGCAGGAUGCUUUGCUGGACCGAUGUUUAACAUGCUUGUUGGUCUUGGAACUGCUUUGGUCAUACAAACGACAAAUAUAUAUCCUAAAGCCUAUGAACUUAAUUUCCAUGUGGGUAUAGUGAUUGCCUUUGUGUUCCUGCUAUUAAGCCUCAUGGGGUCUCUUUUGGUAAUCACUUGGUCUCGAUUUCGAGUGCCCAGGUUUUGGGGAUUCUGUCUCGUGGGCCUCUAUAUUGCUUUUAUGGCGUUGAGUAUGGUAGUAGCCAUUUUUUCAAGUUGAUUACUUCUAGGAAGAUUUAGAUAGGCAUGUUCAGAAAUCUCAGUUCUCUUGAACCAUAUUUAAAAACCAAUCUGGAACACUUUACAAAAACCAAACCAUUUAAGAAAACUGGCCUAUUCAGUUUUCUGCCAAAAAUUCAGUUCUUGACACCCAGCUUAAUACAUGGUUUCCCCUCUUCUCUCGUAGACUCAUACUUGAAACUCAGAUUCAUAAAUCACAGAUGAAGAAACCUAACCCCUAAUUUGAAACCAAUUCUCUUUGAUUUCUCGAUGUAAUUCCUUAAUAAUCCAACUCGUCGCUCGUGACUCCAUUCACGCAUUCUCAAAUACUCCUGAUUUUAUUUAUUUGACUUCGCUCUCAACUCAGAUUCAUUCAUGCUCUAAGCUCUUUGACGGCGUUGUCUCUUGAUUUCAUUCAUUCACGUGAUGUUCUCUUCAUUCUCCGUCAAAGAUUAAGGUAUUACAAUCUUGAUGCUCACUACAAGUUUCAAAUAUAAAAAAAGAUUAAAAAGGUUUCAACUCAAGAAGGUUCAAGCAACAGAUUACAGAACAAACUCUUCUCAAUUAUGAAGAACAGCACAGAAUUGUCUCUGUUGACCAAAAUUGUUUCACCCUUUCAAGAAAUGUUGGAAGUAUGUGAAAAGCAUGAGGAGUAGCAAUGGACGGCUUUUAAUGGCUCAACGGAAAGUGGAACUGAAAGUGUACAGUGUACUUGAAACCUGGAAAUUUGUUGCAAGUGCGUAUUGGAAGUAGGGCUGUGCAAAAGAUCUGGUUAUUAUGAGGCCCAAACAACCAGAUUCGGAUUUCUUUUAAAAUAUCAAGAUUAAGUAAUAUGGUUACCAACCUAUCCAUUUUCAACUGGUUGGAUAUCCGCCUAUCAUUUAUUUUCCAAUCUGUUGUAUGGCUGUUAUGCUUCUGUCUGCUAUCACAGUCAUUCAUUAGUCAUGAGUCACAUAAAUUCAUGGAAGGAUCAAGACCCUUCAAUUGGAGAUGUAUCUUCCAGGAUGGAAUACCAUUGUAUUUCCCAGAAAUCUUUCUUUGAAUUAAGAUAGGAGAAUUUAUAGAAGUAGACCUUGGAAUGGUAAAAGAUUCAGUGGUGUUCUAGAUAUGCAACCCACUACAGGUUCAAUUCAAUCCAGUUUUGUUGAGAACGAGCAUGAGAUUUUCUACACUUUCUCAAAUUAGGAAACAAUCCUUGUUUUCAAGACUCAAUGUGAAUUCAUUAGGUAAUGCUGAGAUCUGUGUCAAAGGAAUUGUUUUUGUACUGGUUAUGCUAAUAUUGAGAUUAUUAAUGGAGGAAGUGGUGUUGUUGAGUUC
Vicia villosa (hairy vetch) is the source of this 3062-nucleotide messenger RNA. RefSeq names its product cation/calcium exchanger 5. The record is from RefSeq and is a predicted model, not a curated record. Gene Ontology annotation, cellular component: membrane. The coding region runs from base 193 to 1746 and encodes 517 amino acids. Gene Ontology annotation, biological process: monoatomic cation transport; transmembrane transport. Lineage: Eukaryota; Viridiplantae; Streptophyta; Magnoliopsida; Fabales; Fabaceae. Gene Ontology annotation, molecular function: monoatomic cation transmembrane transporter activity. The transcript has 4 exons.